UAGUUGGACUAAAUGAAGAGGGCAACUUUUGGCCAAUACGUUGUAAUAUGUAAUACCAUAAAUACAAUUCCCCUUGUCUUACCUAUGGAAUACAUUCUCCAAUUCUGCACCCCAUCCCAUUGUGACUCACCGGCGUCUCCAAGGCCGAGCUGUACUAUUGUAACAUCCAUAACUUCAAAAUUUGGAGUUUCAAGUUUGAACAGCUCUUCAAGUAUUAAGAAAAGAAUCUUACUCAAAUCCAAAACAUGAGCCCAACAACCAUCCCCAAAGACGUCAAAGAACGCAUCAAAGCGUCUUACGACGCCAUCGCACAGAAAUACAAUCGAUGGACACAGCUACACACCCCUCUACGGCUAGAGUACGUAGAAAAGCUCUUUGAACUUCUAUCCACUACCCCUACCCCAGGUCCAGGUCCAAGUCCCGUUCCUGCAUCACAACCCCACUUCCUUGAGCUCGGCUGCGGCGCCGGGCUCCCCAUCACGCAGAAGCUACUCUUGUCAUCUCCCUACCCGGAAGCCCGCGUCACCGCGAACGACAUAUCCGGCACGCAGAUCGAGCUCGCCCGGAGCAAUCUCCUCCUCGGAGUAACCGAGGGAGGAGGGGAUGCCGAUGCCGAUGCCGGAACCUCAGAGCGGUUGACGCUUGUCGAGGGUGACAUGACGGAGCUGGUGUUUCCCGCCGCGUCCUUCGACGCCGUGCUCGCAUUGUACAGCUUGAUACACCUGCCGCGCGCCGAGCAGACGGACAUGCUUGGGAAGAUCGCGCGGUGGUUGAAGCCCGGCGGGUACCUGGUGGCCAAUUUUGCCGAACGCGGGGAAGAAGCGAUCGUCAAGGAGAAGUGGCUGGGUGAGAAUGACUGGAUGUUUUGGAGCGGCUGGGGUAAAGACGAGACUUUGAAGAUAAUAGCUGAGAGUGGAUUGGAGGCCGUAGUUAGUGACGUAAGGACCGAUGUGGUUGACGCCUCGUUUCUUUGGGUCAUAGCGAGGAGAUGAUGCGGUUUAGCGAUAUGAUCGCUGCUCCUUUCUAUUGACAUAGGUAUCAAGUGCUAGUACGUGUAUGAUUAUCUUCUAGUAUCUUAUCGCGUAGAGGAAAAUAGCGGUAAAUAUAUAAAGGUACACAACACACUUCAACAUUAAACCUCCGACAUUCGAAGAAUACAACUGUAAGGACCUAGGCAGUUGGCUUCUG
Messenger RNA from Daldinia caldariorum, 1188 nucleotides. RefSeq names its product S-adenosyl-L-methionine-dependent methyltransferase. The record is from RefSeq and is a predicted model, not a curated record. Gene Ontology annotation, molecular function: S-adenosylmethionine-dependent methyltransferase activity. The transcript has a single exon. NCBI's taxonomy places the organism in Eukaryota, Fungi, Ascomycota, Sordariomycetes, Xylariales, Hypoxylaceae. Bases 246 to 992 code for a protein of 248 amino acids.